This is a messenger RNA of Rhea pennata, 2936 nucleotides long. RefSeq names its product ganglioside GM2 activator (gene GM2A). Gene Ontology annotation, biological process: lipid transport; ganglioside catabolic process. NCBI's taxonomy places the organism in Eukaryota, Metazoa, Chordata, Aves, Rheiformes, Rheidae. Gene Ontology annotation, cellular component: cytoplasmic side of plasma membrane. Gene Ontology annotation, molecular function: lipid carrier activity; enzyme activator activity. The coding region runs from base 227 to 832 and encodes 201 amino acids. The record is from RefSeq and is a predicted model, not a curated record. The transcript has 4 exons.
AGCUGGCAGGGUGCAUCCCCGCUGCACCCGGCGUCCUGGGCCUUCCCUGCCGACCGCGCGGCGAGUCCGGACGCGGCGGGCCCCGCGGCUCAGCCCUGCCCGGGAGGCGAGCGCCGGCCUCGCUGCCCCCGCGCUUUGCCUCUCCCGUCCCGGCUCCCGCAGCUUUCGCUGCAGCUGCUUUGCGCCGCCCAGGCCGCGCUCGCCUGCCGCCACCGCCGCCGCCGCCAUGCGAGCCGCGCUGCUGGCGCUCUGCGCCCUGCAGCUGUGCCCAGCUGUGCUCGGCGGGCCGGGGCGCCCGCAUGUCGUGGUGGAGCGGAGCGGGGCCAGGAAGCUGAGGAAGGUUGGAGGUUUUUCCUGGGAGAACUGCGGUGAUGGGAAGGACCCCGUGGUGCUGCAGAGCCUCUCCGUGGCGCCGGACCCCAUCACCAUCCCGGGGACCCUGCGGAUCAGCGCCGCCGUGACCGGUACCAAGGCCCUGACCUCCCCGCUGAAGGCAGUCGUGGUCGUGGAGAAGGCGCUGGGCGAGCUCUGGAUCCAGCUGCCCUGCAUCGACCAGCUGGGCAGCUGCACCUACAGCGACGUCUGCAGCAUCCUGGACGAGCUCAUCCCUCCGGGGACGACGUGCCCGGAGCCGCUGCUCACCUACGGCAUCCCUUGCCACUGCCCUUUCAAAGCGGGCUCCUACUCUCUGCCGGCCAGUGACUUCCUGCUGCCCGACGUCGAGCUGCCCUCCUGGAUGACCAACGGCAACUACCGCGUGCGGGCAGCCGUCAGCAACAACGGGCAGGAGCUCGCCUGCGUCAAGCUGGCCUUCUCCCUGCAGGCGCAGUGAGGGGCCGGGGGCCGCCCCCCCGCGGCCGGCCCCCGCGGCACGCGCCCCGGCCCCCGCUCGCCCCGCUGCCCUUUCCGCUUGGGCCCCCCCCUUGGCCCUCCUCCUGCUCCCGAGAAGACACGCCGACGUGCAAGGCAAGCGGAGAGGGAGGCUUUUGGUGGGCUGGCGAGGUGCCGGUCCUGGGAUGCGUCCCCGAUUCCUGCUGCUUCAUGUUCCCCCCCCCGUCCUGGUGAACAGGGAAAGGCCCCCAGCUGCCCCGCUCUACCCCAGAUCCCAUCACCAGCAUCCCCUGCCCGGGACAAAGCUCUCUUCAAGCACACUCCAGCCUUUCGGAGGGGACCGGGCCUGGGGGGUACUUAUUUUUUAUCAGUUUUCCAUUUCUUUUUUCUUAAUCUCCUCAGGGGAAUUUUAGACAAAAGCAUUCCAGAAAAAAGCAAUUCGUUUUUCUUGAAAUAAGAAAGGAGGGAGUGUUUGGAGAGGAAGUGAGAUUUGGCUGGGGGCUGCCUCGUGUCCCAGCCCCCCAGGCAGGCUGGAGGGUGCAGGAUUAGCUGCAAGGGUGUCCCCCGCUUACCCCCACCUCCUCCAGCUGGCCCACGACAGAGCAGUCUUGGAGGAAUGUCCACGGGAGACUCGUCCCCGUUACGGCAGCUCCGGGUCCUUUUUUUGGCAAACCACCCUCCUGUGCGGUGCAUGGAGCUGGCUCUGGAGACGCCCCUGCUGCGAGGACAUCCCGCCUGGUUGGUCUGCGAAAAAAGCUGCAAGAGAGAAAGAACUAAAAACUUGCAACCCCCAAGCGGACGUUCUUGCUCACAGGGGACGAGAUGACUCACGCUGCUCUUCAAGGGGAGGAGAGGAGCCUUAGUGCUCGGCGGCUCCCGCGCUGCGCAGGGCACGGGUAUGACACGCAGCUGGGGCGCAGCCUCAGCAAGGACGCUUCCUCCUCAUCUCAUUUUCAAACCCUAAUUCCGGCAAGGGUGAAUGUUUAACCACGGUCUUUAAAGAGUUGUUUCUCAAAUGCGCUUGCACGCUCCAACGCAUGUGCUUGCAGUGGGCAAGAUGUGCAGCCUGUCUGAUACUGCAGCAAGCAAAUGGGCUAAACGAGCGGUUUUUGCAGGCUGGGGUUGGCGUGCCACAAAAGACAGUUUAGGGCCUACUCCGAGAGCUUUGCCGGGAAGCUGCCCAGAUCUGCCCCAGCAGGCGUUUCUGUAUUGCUCCCCCUUGACAGCAGUGAGUGAAUCUCGUUUCCCAUGGCAUCCAGUCUCUUGGCUGGGGAAGGCCAACCGCUAUCUCCAUCCCCUCGUCUGACUGGGUGGACGUCCACCACGUGGCCAAAACGCCGGCACCCAUCACCUGGCAAACGCGUAGGUGGCGACGUGGUAGGUGUGUGUGCGCGUUGGGUUGCCCCCCCGUGCGUCCAGCCAGUCCUCGCCGGGGCUACGCAGAGCUCUCUCCAUAACCAUGAAGCACAGGUCGCUGGUCCCUGCUGCUGCAGAGCACACCGAACAACAGCACGGGGCAGAGCAGUGCCCUCCGCGACCGCCCCACGCUCCUGCUGCACGCGUCCGUUGCGGUGCACUGCAGCGUCAUCCGGGGUGCGUGGCGGACGUGACGAGAAGGGCGGCCAGCGCAGGCUGCACACGCGGCAGGUUUCCCUCCAGGGCUCGUCCCAUCCCAGCGCUCGGAGGGGUCCGCUGUGAACUGGGGGUGGACCUUGAAGAACAGCAGCCUGCUUGGGUGGCCUGUGGCCACAGCCCAACUCCUCCCGUUUGGCUGCUGAGUCUCUGAUCACCUUAUUUAGCAUUUCCGUAGGACUGGUCUUCCUCCGAGCACUUUAUAUGCCUUAAUUCCUGUACGGCUGCCUUGGCAUACAGCAGAGCCCAGGCUACGGGUGCUCUGCAAGGCAGACUUCCUCCCAAUACCUUUCUGCACUCUGAGCUCACUUCAUUUCAUAGGGCCACUGCCUUUGGCUUGGAUUUGUUUUGCCUAGAGAAGUGCUAACCAACUCACCUGCUUCCUGCUGCUUCGCUGCUCAGCACGCACGCCAAGAAGGCACCCUCCUUUCGGGCAGUUACUGCAGGUUCUUAAUAAAUCUUUUUACCUGAAA